Messenger RNA from Penaeus chinensis, 1206 nucleotides. RefSeq names its product oplophorus-luciferin 2-monooxygenase non-catalytic subunit-like. Gene Ontology annotation, cellular component: membrane. Gene Ontology annotation, molecular function: protein binding. The coding region runs from base 49 to 1107 and encodes 352 amino acids. The record is from RefSeq and is a predicted model, not a curated record. Lineage: Eukaryota; Metazoa; Arthropoda; Malacostraca; Decapoda; Penaeidae. The transcript has 4 exons.
ACGUCAAGCCAUUUCUCGUUGCAGCGUCCCCGUAGCGACAUCUGCACCAUGCAUCUCCUCGUCUAUCUGUCUCUUGGCUUGUUCAUCCUCGGCGCUGAGGCCUCGAGCAAGGGGUCUUGGCCAUGUCCUGAGCCUGAGGAGAUUGCUCCCUGCACUUGCAAUAGUGACGCAGGAGAUAUAAACAUGGACUGCUCCAACGUCCAGAACGACGAGGAGCUGUCCGCAGCUUUUAAGGCGAAUUUCCCGUUCACCGAUCUCAACAGAUUCACCAUGAUCAAAAACCUUUCAGAUGAAAAAAUCGGCGUCACGAGAUUGAGCGCGGACACAUUCAGCAACGUGACGUUCACGAGUUUUGCCAUCAGCCACACCACCCUGACUUCCGUCGACGAUUUGGCCUUCAGUAAAUCCUUCGCAAUCAUGGAGUCCUUGGUCAUCAGCUACAGCGACCUAACCUCUUUCCCGUUCGACAUCCUGAAGAACUGUCCCAAGCUGAAGGACCUGCGCGUGUUCAACAAUCAGAUCAAGCACAUGUCCAACAUACACUCGGAGAGCCUCGAGUACCUGCAGGUCUCGCAUAACCCGGAGCUCCAUUUCAACGACGACACCUUCCAGACUGCGCCAAACCUCAAGCAACUUCUGCUGAACAAGAUCGACCUCCAGUACAUCGCGCCAGACACGUUCGCCGCACAGGAGAGGCUCGAGACGCUGGACCUAAGUGAGAAUAAGAUCACCUCCUUGGUUCCCGACAGCCUCAGGUUCACCAGCCCCGUGAUCAAGGAAAUUAAGCUCCAGAAAAAUCACAUUGAAACUGUCGACGAAGGAUUUAUCUCGGGGCUCUCCGGCGGUGCGUUCCUGUGGAUGCAGCACAACAGGAUGACGGAGAUCCCUGAAAACGUGUGGAGAGAAGUGUUUGAUUCCGUGGUUGAUGCAGCCUCGAAGGAUCUCUUUGUGUUUGAUGACAACCCGUUCCGUUGUGACUGUCAUAUCAAGUGGCUUGUUAGUUCUGACACAUACAUGACUAUCAUAGGAGAGAAUACAAGUUGUGACGAUGGAACUCUAUUAAAUGAUGACAUUCUCGGUGAUUUUAUCAACCAACAUUGCCCUUGAUUUGCCACCGAGAGACUGGCAAGCACGACGAGGCCGAGAAAAUGUUAAAGAUUGGCUAUGUAUACAGCAGUAUGCAAUUAAAAAUACACUGUUUGUAAA